Messenger RNA from Dentiscutata heterogama, 1490 nucleotides. NCBI's taxonomy places the organism in Eukaryota, Fungi, Glomeromycota, Glomeromycetes, Diversisporales, Gigasporaceae. The record is from the annotation of a GenBank genome assembly.
UACCACACAUUGGUCAUUUAUAUUCUGCCGUAAUAGCUGAUAGUCUUAAAAGAUAUUAUGAACUUAAUGAUAAAAAAGUUAUACUUAGUACAGGAACUGAUGAACAUGGAUUAAAGAUUCAACAAGCUGCCGCAAAAGUGAAUCAAAGUCCACAAGAAUUUUGUGAUAAUGUAUCUGAAAGAUUUCGUGAACUUUUUGAUAUGGCAAAUAUAAGUUACACUACUUUUAUACGUACAACAGAACAGAAGCAUAAAGACGCGGUAAAGUUUUUUUGGGAACAACUUGUUAAUAAUGGAUAUAUAUAUAAAGGUGUUCAUGAAGGUUGGUAUUCAGUUUCUGAUGAAGCUUUUUAUAACGCGUCACAAUUACAAAUUUCAAAUUCGGAUGAAAAAAUUGCGUUGGUUGAAUGGACUGAAGAAGAGAAUUACAAAUUUCGUCUUUCAAAAUGUAAAGAUGAAUUAUUAAGAUGGUUGGAUGAGAAUCCGGAUGUUAAAGCUUUUAUUAAAAGUGAUUUGGUUGAUAUAUCAGUGUCUAGACCUCAAGCAAGAUUAUAUUGGGGAAUCCCUGUACCUAAAGAUUCGAAUCAAACGAUAUAUGUUUGGUUGGAUGCAUUAAUUAAUUACUUGACUGUUACUGGCUAUCCUUGGCAAUCUCAAGAAAAUUCACAUUCGAUGAGUGGUUGGCCUGUUGAUGUUCAUAUUGUUGGAAAAGAUAUAAUACGAUUUCAUGCAGUUUAUUGGCCUGCCUUUUUAAUGGCUGCAAAGUUACCACUUCCAAAAAAGAUUUUGGCACAUUCACAUUGGAUGAUGAAUAAACAUAAAAUGUCUAAAAGUCGUGGAAAUGUUGUUGAUCCAUUUACAGUUAUGAAAGAGUACGGUGUUGACACCAUUCGUUAUUAUUUAAUGAGAGAUGGUGGCAUUUCUGAUGAUGGAGCAUACGAUCCUACUAUUCUUCAAACGCGACAUCGUAAAGAUUUGGCAGGACAACUUGGGAAUCUGGUGUCACGUAGUACUUCGCUGGCACUUAAUCCUUCGUCAACGGUACCAUUUUCGCCAUCAUUUAUUGAGAAUGUAAACGAUAAAGACAUAACCUUAAUUAAAAUGUUAAAACAAUUACCAGAUCUAGUAAAUAAUCAUUAUAAAAAUGUAGAAUUUGGAAAAGGAUUAGAAUUAAUUUUUGAGGCUAUUGCGGAGGCAAACAAGCAUUUCACGGACAAUGAACCAUGGAAUUUAGUUAGAGAUCCAGAUAAACAAGAAAUGUUAAAUCGUGUAUUAUUCUUUGCUGUUGAAACUGUUAGAAUUUCAGGAAUUUUAUUACAACCAAUAAUGCCAACAAAAAUGAAUGAAUUAUUAGAUAUGAUUGGUGUUAGUAAUGAAGAAAGGAAAUGGAAACAUUCGAGAUUAGGAAAUGGAUGGCAAAUUGUUAAAGAUGGAGGAAAUGUAAAGUUUAAAGUUAAGGAUGGACAUUUUUUGUUUCCAAAAAUUAAAUGA